AUGGCUCUGUCCUUCACAGGAUCUUCCUGGAGGGAUUUAAACAAAAUAUCUGUGGUGCUGGGAGCUCACAACGUUCGGAAACCAGAAGCAAACUCACAGAAGAUUGACGUGCGUCACCAGAUUGUCCACCCGAAAUACAGGAGGAAAACUAAACACAAUGACAUCAUGCUGCUGCAGCUGAUUCAAAAAGCCAAGCUGAAUGACCAAGGGCAACUUAUUGGCCUGCCUGCAAAAGGGGAAGCAGUGCAACCGGGAACCGUGUGCCGUGUGUCUGGCUGGGAAGGCAGAAGCCUGUGGAACUGGAAGUCCUUGAAUGUGCUGCUGGAGGUGGACCUGCCGGUGCGGCGUGAUCGAGUCUGCGAGAAGGCUUUCUACACGUAUGCUGCCCGGGUGCAGAUGUGUGCCGGGGACUCCUCCAGCAAGAAAUCAGCUUUCAGAGUUGAUUCUGAGGGAGCACUGGUGUGCAACGGGACAGCCCACGGCAUCCUCUCCUACGGACCCCGAAGAAGGACCUUCCCUCAAGUGUUUGCAAAAGUCUCCAGUUUCAUUCCCUGGAUUGAGAGUGAGCUUAAAAAGCUCAAGCCCUAGGCUUGAGCUACUAGCAUCUACCAACAUUACCCAAUUUCUCCAUCACCCUGCACCAUCUGGAAACAAUCUGCCAGGGCAACACGGGGGCCAAAUGGGCCAGGGGAUCCCUUGGAUGGAUAAACAUGGGAGCGGGGAGGGCCUGUCACCUCUGUGCUUGGUGCUGGAGCUGGUGCAUCUCAUAUUGUCCUCUCAUUCUUCUGCUGCAAACAUGCAACUCUCGGCCCCUUGGGAUGCUAUCACAGAGCUUCCUGAUCAGUGAACAGGAAAAUGCCUGGGCUCAGAGCUGAGCCUUGGGUGACUGCAUGAUGCUCCAGGGCUUCUCUGAGCUGUCUCCAGAAACAUCACCAGGUCUAGUCCAGGGUAAAGUUAGCCCAUUUUUCCCCAGUGUAUAAAUUGUGAGAAAGUUUUACCUUCCAGGCUGCAGUAUAACAAACCCCUACUUUUUGUGGGGGACGAAGGAGGGGGGGCAAUAAAUAAUAAUGAUUCAAACAAGCAACGGUCCCGUAUCUGCACGAGAGGAAGGCUAACGUGUAACACUAACGCUGCUAGCUGCAAAUAUUGACCCUGUACCCCCCUCUUCUUUAGCUAUUCCUGGCUUUCUUUUGUCUUAAACUGCCAUCUAAACCACUUCCUUCUGCUCAGCAUGUUGUUCUUGACCCCCCUUGACUAAGGGUUUCAAGAAACAAACCAUCUCCAGCAUUUAUAAGUUCAAUGAGGCUUGAGGAGAACUGUUUAGCUGAGCCUUGGCCUGUCGUGCUCUCUAUACAAGUCGACUUUGGUUCAUCAGCGAGAUGCCAAUCUACCUGCCUCCUGUGGAGGAGACACAGGUUUCUGUAGAAGGGCUUUUCUUGAAAAUACCUGUUUUACUUGGCAUUUUUCAUACUGUGUUAGGAAGGGGUCAUUCCCUUGCUGAGGGCUGCAUGACGGCAUCAACGGGAAGUUGUCGGCAUCUUUGUGUGUGUCAGUUGUUGCAAUAAAGCCCUUUUG
This is a messenger RNA of Alligator sinensis (Chinese alligator), 1575 nucleotides long. RefSeq names its product cathepsin G-like. Bases 1 to 588 code for a protein of 195 amino acids. Gene Ontology annotation, cellular component: cytoplasm; intracellular membrane-bounded organelle. Gene Ontology annotation, biological process: proteolysis. Gene Ontology annotation, molecular function: serine-type endopeptidase activity. Lineage: Eukaryota; Metazoa; Chordata; Crocodylia; Alligatoridae. The record is from RefSeq and is a predicted model, not a curated record. The transcript has 4 exons.